CAUACACACACACAUAGCACGGAUGUUUCAACGAGUUGCAGGACGGGAUUAGGAUUCGUUGAAGGACCACGAGCUGAAAAUAUGAAUUUGCCGAAUGCGAACAACAAUAACCAUGCAUCAUCGCCCAUCUACAGCAAUAAGUCCAUCAUAAAGAAGAGCUCCAAAGGCGAUCUAAUGAGGGCCGCCGUCGGUUUGUUGCUGAAACAAAAGAAUUAUGUUGGCAACGAAAAGUUUCGCCGAUCGGACUUCCUCUUGUUGCAAAAUAAAAGUCAAUUUGCUGUCAACAAAAUGCUGGACGCCGAUCUGCAUGGCGGCAACAGCUUCACCUACUCCAACGUCCAAGUGAUGACAAACAAUCAGCACAUGGUCGACCAGCAGUUCGGACGCUUCUCGCAGUUUGUGGAGGCGCAGCCGGAACCGUUGCGUAUCGAAAUGAAACGCUUCUUUGCACCGAUGCUGUGCCAUUUGUAUCUUGAGCUGUUGAAGGCGCGCGAAUCGAAGGGCGCCGUUGAGUUCCUCAAGAAGUAUGCGCAUCUGGUGGCGCCGGUUGACCUGUACGAUGCCCCACUGCCCACAAAGAUCAAUGGCUGCUCGGUGACAAAUGAGGCGCAACUCUUGAGUGCCUCCGACUGCCACAUUCGUUUCGCCAACGAAGCGCAGAACACUGGCGAUGUGGAGCUGGAUUAUUUUAUGAAAUUAGUACAAAUUCUGUCCGGUUGCACGAAACUGGAAACUGCCGAAUCUGAUCCGACUGUUGCGCAUUUUCGCGCUUCCAAAUAUGAAUUGCACACAACGGCCCAGGUAGUGGACAAAAUUGGUGCCUUUUUGCAGGGACGCGGCCAUGUGCUGAUCAUGAAUCUGCUCUACACUUGGCUGCACAUUCACAUUGUGGACAACGAUCAGCGUCUCUUUACGGAAGAUUAUCUGCUGGGCAUCACCGACGAACUCGAUGUGAUAGAAGGCUUUGAGGCGGACGAGGUAAGCUCGUCAUCCAGUGCAACGUGCAACAGUCGCAACAAGUCCAAUAUCAAAAAGCGUACUGCCGAGGACACAGUCAUUAAGCUGGAGUCGGAUAUUAAAAGUGAAUAUGGUAUUGAGGACGAAACCACAAUGGGUGAUAGGAACCGAAGCCACAUCGACGCCUGCCUGAGUACACUGAAAUCCUCGUCAGCACAGAUAUUGAAAGUUCAAGCGGAUCUGCCAUGUUUCUAUAGAAUCAGCGAACGGUCUCGUGGCCUGACCUCGGCUCAUGUGGAUAACAAUGAGUGCCACAUGCUGGCGGGCUUUGAUAACUCUUCCAUUCAGCUGUGGCAGCUGAAUCAGCAUAGCUGUAAAAGUAAAAAUUUCUACAGACGUGCCCCACACUCACAGUGCGAUUGGGAACUGAACAAUUGUGCAUACGAGGAGCAAGAGGAACUGGACAGCGAUGAGGAGACAAUGAAAUGCAGCACCGAGGAGCGAUGCAAUCGGAGCAAAGCGUUGCGCAACAAAUAUGCGGAUAACUCCUUCAACGAGUUUGGCGGAUUGCAGAUGCGUGGCCAUACCAAAGGUGUGACCAAUGUACGUUUCUCUGCCCACUAUCCGCUGUUUUAUAGCGUUUCGAAGGAUUGCACUUUGCGCUGCUGGCGUGCGCACAAUUUGCAAUGUGCGGCCAUUUAUAGCAGUCACAAUUACCCCAUUUGGUGUGUGGAUGAGAGUCCAGUGGGCCAAUAUGUGGUCACCGGCUCCAAGGAUUUGAGCGCACGUCUGUGGUCCCUGGAGCGUGAGCAUGCGCUUAUCAUUUAUGCUGGUCAUACGCAAGACGUUGAGUGCAUCGCCUUUCAUCCCAAUGGCAAUUACUUGGCCACUGGCUCAGCGGAUCAUUCGGUGCGCUUGUGGUGUGCCACCAGUGGCAAGCUUAUGCGCGUCUUUGCCGACUGUCGCCAAGCGGUGACCAGUUUGGCCUUCAGUGAUGACGGCAAAAUGCUGGCCGUCGCCGGUGAUGAAUCGAAAGUGCGCAUUUUUGAUUUGGCUGCUGGCGCUCAGCUGAGCGAACUGAAGGAUCAUCCGACCAGCGUUAGUUCGCUCGCCUGGGGUGAGCACAAUCAGCAGCUGGUCACUGCCUGCAUCGAUGGCAGCCUGAGACUGUGGGACAUUAAAAAGCUAACGCCAAUGAGCGAAAACAGCAGCAGCAGCAGCAGCGCCUACUCAUCAUCGUAUUCAUCAUCAUCGUCCUCGUCGUCAGCUACAACGAAUCGUCUCCUAACUGUGAAUAGUUCCUGCCAUCGUCUGGUCGAUGUAUUUUAUGGACGCAGUAAAAAGCUCUACUGUAUAGGCACAUAAAACAAAUUGUCAACUUAAUUGAGCA
This is a messenger RNA of Drosophila grimshawi, 2347 nucleotides long. RefSeq names its product transcription initiation factor TFIID subunit 5 (gene wda). The record is from RefSeq and is a predicted model, not a curated record. The transcript has 5 exons. The coding region runs from base 82 to 2322 and encodes 746 amino acids. NCBI's taxonomy places the organism in Eukaryota, Metazoa, Arthropoda, Insecta, Diptera, Drosophilidae. Gene Ontology annotation, molecular function: RNA polymerase II general transcription initiation factor activity; protein binding.